AUGGCGUGCCAAAUGGCGUCUCACGCGACCGCUGCCUUCGUUAUGCCGGCCGCUGCAGCGCCUUUGAGCCAACCAUCUAGCAGCGUUUCGUUGCCAGCCGCCUUACCCUGCCGCGCACUCUCGUCCCUCAGCUCCACUUCCCCGACUCUUACCUCGCUUUCCCGCCAAUGCGCGCGCCAGACCUCCCGCCCCUCGAGAUCUGCUAGCGCCGCGGCAGUCACUCCCGUCCGUGCGAUGGCGGGCGGCGACGGAUCUGAGCCGUCCGGGCGCAUCAUCCGCGGCAAGUGCUUCGUGCUGGAGGACAACAUCGACACGGAUCAGAUCAUUCCCGCCGAGUAUCUAACGCUCGUGCCGUCCAACCCCGACGAGUACGAGAAGCUCGGGAGCUACGCGAUGGCGGGGCUGCCCGCGAAGCACACGCUGCGGUACGUGCAGAAGGGGCAGAUGAAGACGGAGUACGCCAUCAUCAUCGGUGGGGCUAACUUCGGCUGCGGGUCGUCGCGCGAGCACGCGCCCGUUGCGCUCGGCGCGGCGGGCUGCCGCGCGGUGGUGGCGGAGUCGUACGCGCGGAUUUUCUUCCGUAACUGCGUCGCGACCGGGGAGUUGUACCCGGUUGAGGCGGCGGAGGGACUUGGCGCGAGGCUGUGCGAGGUGAUUAAGUCGGGGGAUGAGCUCUCCCCUCCUGUCCUGUCGCCCUCUCUCUCGCCCCUCCAUUCCCGUCGCGCUCUCUCUCUCCGCGCCCUUCUCGUCGCCCUCUCUCUCGCCCCUCUCAUCUCGUCGCGCUCUCUCUAUCCGCGCCCUUCCCGUCGCCUCCCUUCCCAUCGCGCUCUCUCUCUCCCCUCCCUUCCCGUCGCCCUCUCUCUCGCCCCUCCCUUCCCAUCGCGCUCUCUCUCUCCGCGCCCUUCUCGUCGCCCUCUCUCUCGCCCCUCCCAUCUCGUCGCGCUCUCUCUAUCCGCGCCCUUCCCGUCGCCUCCCUUCCCGCCGCCCUCUCUCUCUCCCCUCCCUUCCCGUCGCCCUCUCUCUCCCCCCUCCCUUCCCAUCGCGCUCUCUCUCUCCGCUCCCUUCCCGUCGCCCUCUCUCUCGCCCCUCCCUUCCCGUCGUGCUCUCUCUCUCCGCGCCCUUCCCGUCGCCCUCUCUCCCGUCGCCCUCUCUCCCAUCGCCCUCGCUCUCUUCUUCGCUUUGUCCCGGCGUUAUAUAUAUGCUUGCCUUCCGGCGAAGUGCUCUUUCGCCUCUCGCGCGAUCGUUACGGUUCCUGUCACUGUCGGCACCACGAAACGCUCUCGAGUAGUCGCCAUCGCGCUCCUCUCUACCCGCGCCAUCGCCCCUCCCUUCCCUUCCCCACGAUAUUGCCAUCACCCUUUCCUUUCGAUCAGCGUACCUUUAUUCCAUCCCGUCUCGUCGCCCUCAAGAACUCCCCUACCUUCGCGUCUUCUUGUUGUUCUCCCAUCCCCUUUCUUCGCCCUCGGUGUCUCCGCUCCCCUCCCGUCUUUCUUCCUCUCUCCGCUCCCCUAA
Molecule: messenger RNA, 1512 nt
Organism: Closterium sp. Naga37s-1
Lineage: Eukaryota; Viridiplantae; Streptophyta; Zygnematophyceae; Desmidiales; Closteriaceae
Source: the annotation of a GenBank genome assembly